UUUCAUCUGAUUUUCGGAUGCUGCAUGGAGGCCACGAUGCUUUGAGGGAAAAAACAAAAAAGAGACGGCGACGAAAAAAGUAAUGACGGAGUGCGGGGUGUUUUGCCCCCAAAGUCCCUUGGCGCCGGCAGAAUACAUUGCUUGCCGAUUUCUGGCGACACAGACAGAUGAAGUGUGGUCGCAUCGCAUAGGAAAGCGAGCAGGUCUACUGGUCAGACCCGACCCGAGCCGAGCCCCAAAAACCACAUCCCUAUUUAAAAAAAACUCCGACAUCGCGGCUGCCGGCAGCUUUAUGGGUUGUACGAGUUUUAGCGCGUCGCAACCAGAACAAAACAAAAAAACAAAAACACCAGCCUUUCAAGCUGAGCCAUCGUCAACCCAUGUUCCCUGAAACGAGCCCUCGACACGAUGCCACGGCCCCGCAUUCCCUACACAAGGUUUACAAGGUGGAAAAAUAUCGUCCGUUUCGUGAAUUCCGACUCCUCUUCCCCGCAAAGUACCCCAGGCCCCUGUGGAGAUGCGGUCCUUGAUUUUUCUCUCCAUCUCGGCAGACGAACGAAUCGUGGAGAUGGAUGCCCAAUGCACCUGAAAAAAAUUCUCCAUCCCAUUCGCGAUCUUAUUUUUUUUUUUGCAGCUCUGUGGUGCCGGCCACGAGUGAUCUACAAAGCAGAAAGCCCGUUCCCUGUCCUUUGUGAGGGGAUAUCACACGAGCCCGGUAAAAUAUUCGUGUUGGUACCACGAUACUAGGACUAUUGGUAGGGGCAACAGGCUCGCAGCCAGCUUGGUUGUCUUUUGGUUUUGUGCCUGGCUUUAUUAGAAGUCUCUACGACCACUCUUGUCUUUUUUGUUGGAUUUCUGGACGUUGUACCAUAUCCCGAGCUCCUGUUUGCAUAUCAUGCACUGUUAGACGCAGUUUUACUGCUUGGUUUGUUGCUUGUAUGAUAGUCUGUACUCUACUUUUUUUGCCCCUGAACGGACCCAACACACAUAAGCACAGUUCAACAAACGAAAACAGGCGUCUCCCAGCAUGGAGGCUAAACCGGACAAGAUGAGCCACGAUGAAGCCACACCAUCUUCUGAGGCGGAACCGCAAUACACGGGCGGCUAUGUGCCCGACACCGAGGAGGAGAAGAAACUCGUUCACAAGAUCGACAUGUACAUCCUGCCCUGCGUCUGGAUAAUGUACCUUUUGUCUUAUAUGGACCGGACCAAUAUCGGCAACGCCCUCAUCGCCGGCAUGGACAAGGACCUAGACCUAGACUCGUCCCGCUACAGCGUUGCCCUGGUGGUCUUCUUUGUCACCUACGUCGUCUUCGAGGUCCCCUCCAACAUGGUCCUCAGCCGCACCCGCCCGUCCCUCUACCUCCCGGGGAUCAUGAUCGUGUGGGGCGCCAUCACUUGCGGCAUGGCGUUUACGCCCACCUACGAGGCCCUCAUCGCCUUCCGCGUGUUGAUGGGCGUGUUCGAAGCAGGCUUCGCCCCGGGGAUCCUGUUGCUGCUGUCGUCGUGGUACAAGAAGGAGGAGCAGAGCAAGAGGUUUGCCGUCUACAUCAGCGCCGCCAUCCUGUCUGGCGCCUUUGGGGGGCUGUUGGCCGGCAGCAUCACCAGCGGGCUGGAUGGUGCCCACGGGGUCCGCGGCUGGAGGUGGUUGUUCCUGGUCGAGGGCUCUGCCACCAUCGGCUUUGCCGUCAUCGCCCUGUGGAUUCUCCCAGACUUUCCCGCCACCACGUCGGUUAGGAAGUUUAGCGAGGCCGAAAAGGCCCUCGCCAUGCUGAGGCUGCAGAACGAUAACCAGCAGAUUCGCAAUGACGACGCGCCGAGGAUGGGCCAUCUCAAGGCGCUGAAGCAGAGCGUCACGUCGAAGAGGACCUGGCUGUUUGUUGUGGGAUACAUGGCCAUCGUCGGCUCCUCGACGCUCUCCUACUUCUACCCGACCCUCAACACCGGCCUCGGCUACGACGCCAACACGUCGCAGUACAUGACCAUCCCCAUCUUCGCCGUGGCGUUUGUGGCCACCGCCACCACGGGCUUCUUCGCGGACCGCAACACAAAGUGGCGCGGCCUGAUCCUGGGCGGCUGGAUGGGCGUGGCCAUGCUCUGCGCCGUCGUGGUCUGCGUCGUCUACGACUUCAAGGCCCGCUACGCCAUGCUCGUCGUCAUGGCCUCGGGCCUCUGGGCGUCCAACGGCCUCGCCCUGAGCUACGCCUCCGUCAGCUUCGUCAGCAUGCCCGACGAGGUCCGGGGCAUCAGCCUGGCCCUCGUCAACGCCAUGGGCAACCUCGCGCAGAUCUACGGUGCCUAUCUGUUCCCCAGCAACGACAAGCCAAAGUACAUUAUGGGGUUUUCCGUCAUCAGCGUCAUGUGUUUUACGGGCGUGGUUGCAUAUGUUUCGUUGUUUUUCUUGAUGAGGAGGUAUCCCAUGGGUGUGGGUAACAAGGCUUGAUGUAUGUUGUUUUUGUUUUGGUUCUUGCUUGGGCGCAUGGUGUUGUUUGGGUGUAGAUGUGCAUGGCUUGAUUGGACUUUGGAUGUGCUUGCAUUUUCUG
Messenger RNA from Pyricularia oryzae 70-15, 2543 nucleotides. RefSeq names its product nicotinamide mononucleotide permease. The record is from RefSeq and is a predicted model, not a curated record. The transcript is spliced from 3 exons. Gene Ontology annotation, cellular component: membrane. Gene Ontology annotation, molecular function: transmembrane transporter activity. Gene Ontology annotation, biological process: transmembrane transport. NCBI's taxonomy places the organism in Eukaryota, Fungi, Ascomycota, Sordariomycetes, Magnaporthales, Pyriculariaceae. The coding region runs from base 1028 to 2443 and encodes 471 amino acids.